This is a messenger RNA of Poecilia latipinna (sailfin molly), 1794 nucleotides long. RefSeq names its product leucine-rich repeat flightless-interacting protein 1-like. The coding region runs from base 481 to 1779 and encodes 432 amino acids. Gene Ontology annotation, biological process: regulation of transcription by RNA polymerase II. The record is from RefSeq and is a predicted model, not a curated record. Gene Ontology annotation, molecular function: RNA polymerase II cis-regulatory region sequence-specific DNA binding; DNA-binding transcription factor activity, RNA polymerase II-specific. Lineage: Eukaryota; Metazoa; Chordata; Actinopteri; Cyprinodontiformes; Poeciliidae. The transcript has 18 exons.
CCAGUUGGUGAGUUUUAGCGGCGUUACUGUGGUUUACUGAAUAUUCCGACGGUCCGUGAAGGCACCGCGCGGUGAAGUUUUUAGUGCGGCAGGUUCGAGUCUUCCGCUGCGGCUGCGUCACGUUUCCAGACUGAUGAGAGUCAGUUCAGCUCUCUGGAAAAGUUCUGGUUCUGCUUUUAUUUCAGUCAGAGACCGGACCGGACCGGUUGGACUGGACCGUGAGGUCGGUGUGAGCGCAGCUUUGGGUCGCAGCGUUUCGGACUGAGCAGAACUUCGCUGCGGUUCGGAAACACAGGAAGGAGCGACUGAAAGAACGGAUGUGUGACAAUGAGCCGAGCCGCCGCGAUUCGUCUCUUCGGUUCCUCUGACUUGACAUUUUAGAGACACAUGAGAGGCUCCAGCUGCUCUGGCCGACCCGGUUCGGAUUAGUAGCGACCCGAAUCGAACCGAGCUGCAGAAGACAAACACCGAGACGGAGACAUGGGGACCCAGGGGACGGGACGAAAGCGAUCUACCAACAAGGAGAGGUCCACCGCGGAGGACGAUGCCCUCAACCUGAUCGCCAGAGAGGCAGAGGCCAGGCUGGCGGCAAAGCGAGCGGCCCGGGCCGAAGCACGGGAGAUCCGGAUGAAGGAGCUGGAGCGGCAGCAGAAAGAGAUCUUCCAGGUGCAGAAGAAGUAUUACGGUCUGAAUCCCCGAGAGGAGCGGGCCGACAGUAAAUGGGGAGACAUUGAGCAGUGGAUGGAGGACAGUGAGAGGUUUUCUCGUUCUUCACGGCUCCACACGCUGUCUGAUGAUGAUGAGCGGAUGUCGGUGGGAAGCCGCGGCAGCGUCCGGUCGGAUCUGGACUCUGUGGGGGCGUAUGGUGGAGGGGGUUCCUCUUUGCACAGGAAGUCAAAGAAAAAGAAGAAGCAUAAGCACAGAGACAGAAACGGUUGCCAUGACGAUUACAGCGCGCUGUCCAGCAGGAGCUCCAGGCUGAGCGAUGACAACAGGAUGUUCCAAUCGUCCAGACUGGACCUGCAGCCGUCUUCCUUCACUUCCUCCGACCUGUUUGAUCUCAGCGGUCCGUCCAGAAACCCCGGCUUGUCUUUCAAUGGCUACCAGAGCUCUCUGUAUGACGACGGUCUGAGUCUGUGCAGCGGCUCCCGCAGAGUCUCCACCUCUCACCCUGUGGAGUACAGUAGCUACCGCAGCUCCAGAGCCUCCAGCAGGGCCAGUUCGGCCCGGACCAGCCCAGUGGAGAACUGCGGCUCUGUCGCCAGUUUUGUGAGGAGUGGGGUGAGCGGCAGCGCCCUCUCCAGGCACCUGGAUGACAUCACUAUCCCUGACUUCCCUGAAGCGGAAGACAGAGACUUUGACAAGGGACCUCGAGCCGCUUCAGCGCUCACGGCGGCGACCCUCACCUCGGUGGGCGGGACUUCCUCCCGGCGAGGCAGCGGGGAGACGGCGCUGACGGUGGAUGCCGAUGGCUCCAUCCGGGAAAUCAAGGAGAUCCAUGAACUGAAAGAUCAGAUUCAGGAUGUGGAAACAAAGUACCAGCAGAACCUGAAGGAAGCGAAGGAGGCGCUGGCGGAGGUGGAGGAGAAGUACCGUAAGGCCAUGGUGUCCAACGCCCAGCUGGACAACGAGAAGAACAACCUGAUGUACCAGGUGGACACGCUCAAAGACUCGCUGAUGGAGCUGGAGGAGCUGCUGUCUGAGUCGCGCCGGCAAUACGACGACAAGCUCAAGGUGAACGAAGCCAGAAAUCAGGACGGGUUUUUAUCCUCACCGUGAAUCUGAAGCCAGGAA